Molecule: messenger RNA, 768 nt
Organism: Homalodisca vitripennis (glassy-winged sharpshooter)
Lineage: Eukaryota; Metazoa; Arthropoda; Insecta; Hemiptera; Cicadellidae
Product: cytochrome P450 4c21-like
Exons: 6
Coding region: 1-768 (255 amino acids)
Molecular function (GO): monooxygenase activity; iron ion binding; heme binding
Source: RefSeq, a predicted model, not a curated record
AUGAUCCACAAGGCCCUAACAUUCGGGGAACCUCUUUAUCUCUGUGAAAAACUUGAGCAAAGACAGGAGGUCUCCCAACGUACCAGUCGCCAGGACAACCAGCUUCACUUUCCGAGUUCAAUAAAAAACGUGGUUCGGAACCUCGGUAUACCAGAAGAUGCUACCGGGUGGAUACCAGAGAACUGCGGCACGGGAACCGACACUGCUCAUGAGUCCUUGUGUUUUCUGCUGGUGACAUUAGGGCACCAUCCAGAAGUCCAGGACAAUAUCUUUGAGGAGAUACAGAGAGUUAUGGGUGACCUUGACCGUGACGUCACUGUUGCUGACGUUAACGCCAUGACGUACCUGAACCAGGUCAUCCUAGAGAGCAUCAGACUCCAUGGAAGCAUCUCAGCAAUUAUGAGAAAGGCAACAAAGGAUACAAAAUUGCCUGGAUGCACACUGCCGGCCGGAAGUCGCAUAGUAAUAGCGCUCCAAACAAUGGGUUACGAUAAAGAACACUUCCCAAAUCCGAGACAGUUUCUGCCUGAACGGUUCUCCCCAGAGAAGCAAAAGGAACGACACAACUACUCUUUCCUGCCGUUCAGCGCUGGUCCUCGGAACUGUAUAGGAAAGUCGUACGCAAUGAUCAUGAUGAAGACAAUCCUGGUCCAUAUCCUGCGCCGUCUGCAGGUUACGUCACAUACUAAUUUGUCAGACAUCAAGUAUGAGCUGAAAGUUGUGAUGCACCACAAGUCUCCACUCCUAGUCACUUUCCAUCCAAGAUAA